Orussus abietinus is the source of this 4421-nucleotide messenger RNA. RefSeq names its product tudor and KH domain-containing protein homolog (gene papi). The coding region runs from base 707 to 2584 and encodes 625 amino acids. Gene Ontology annotation, biological process: spermatogenesis. Lineage: Eukaryota; Metazoa; Arthropoda; Insecta; Hymenoptera; Orussidae. The transcript has 8 exons. The record is from RefSeq and is a predicted model, not a curated record. Gene Ontology annotation, molecular function: RNA binding.
AAAUCGCGUCUGCAGAUUUCAAAUACAACACAGUAUAGAUAGAAUGAAGUUAUCGCCUUCCCGUUUUUAGUAUCAGGGUCAACAUAGUUUGGGAAAGAAGACUACAAAUACCAAAUAAAGUUGUUACGUGUGGAUGAUUGAGAUUACAGCAGAGGGAUUAAAGCUUUUUUGAGGGAUCCAUGACUUUCAGCUGGUUUUCGGGCUGCCCAACCCCUGGUGAAUUUUUUCCGCACCUGCGACCACAGUAGCUCGACGGGGAAGGUUUUUCUCUUUAAAUUGAUCUCUCGAGCGAGUGGCUGGGAUUUUUUUCAGAGGAGAUAUGCGUUUUUGGCGUUUUGAGGCGCUUGUAGGCGUUUCGAGGUAUUUUUAAGCGUUUUAGGCGUUCUUGGGUAUUUUCAGGCGUUUUAAGACAUUUUUAGGUCUUUUAAGACAUUUUAACAGGUGGCAAGUGCAUUAGCCGUCCGCAUCCUCCACCGAGGACAGCACAGAACGCAGUUGCGCCACCCUGCCCGUGAGCAAUCUCCCAAUUCAUUUCUGUGCUCUUCUUUGUUCGAUUAAAGUAAACAGAACUGAAGUUGGCAACAUUGGGCAAACCUGACCGGUUUGUGAUUUUGAAAGUAUGUUGUAAUCAACGAAUGUAAAUUUGUGGGUCAUUUGGGCAUCUAUUUUUUGGAAAUUGUUAUAAGAGCUUAAUCGUGGAGACAAAAUGAAGUGGAUUUCUCACCAAAUCUUACUGCCAGUUCUUAUUGGUUUUUCAUUAACAGGAAUUGGGGCAACAUUGUUAUAUCUGUUAUUUAAGAAAGAUAAUGAUGAUGAAAUCAAUUCAAGGAAGACAACUGUGGAAACAUCUCAACAGAAUGUAUUUCAAAUGAAAAUCCCACGACAGUUCGUUCCAUUAAUCAUUGGACGAGCCGGAAUGAUGGUUAAACAGCUUCAAUCAAGCACAGAUACCGACAUUAGCUUUGAAUCAGAUAACAUUGAAAACGCAGAACGUAUUUGUUUUAUAAAAGGAAAGCCCGAAAGUAUCCGAUUAGCGGAGGCUAUGAUAAAGAAUCUAAUAGCCACUCAACCCGUAGUCGAAACUUAUGAUACAUUUGUACCUCAGUUUACAUGCAGUAAAAUAAUAGGAACAGGGGGGGAAUCUAUUAAACAAAUACAAAAUUCUUCCAAUGCAAAAAUUAUCAUAGAUCACAGUAACUACUCUAAUGACCUCAAUGCUAAAACGAAAAUAACAAUAAAAGGCACUGCAGAGCAAAUAGCAGCUGCUUUAUCCCAAAUAGAAAAUAAAGUUCACGAUGCAAAGAUGAUUCGAGAAAAAUUGGAAGCUAGCCAUGCUCUCAGAUCACCCCGUGGAAAAGUAUCUCCCCGCAACACAUCUGUAUCUGUAUCUGAUAAUACGUUACGAUCCAAUGAAUUACUAACGCAAGCUUAUGACAGCCGGAUGGAAGUUUAUGUCAGUGCUGCAAAUAACCCAAGUCAAUUCUGGGUUCAAGUCGUAGGGCCUGGGACAGUAGCACUUGACGAUCUGGUUACUGAAAUGACACUUUACUAUGAAGACAAAAAAAAUAGGGAGUUACAUUGUUUGUCUGAUGUUAGUUUUUCAGUUAUAUUCCAUUAUAAUACUCGGGUACUAUGGAAUAUGUACCUUCUGAUUUUCUUUUUUUCUUGGUUGAAGGUAACAGUUGGCCAAAUUAUAGCCGCCAAAUUCAGUUUCGACAAACGAUGGUAUCGAGCAGAAAUUAUUUCAAUAAAUGAAGAGGGCAUGUAUGGCAUAUACUUCAUUGAUUAUGGUGAUGAUGAUGUGAAAACAGCUGACGAUUUGUUUGAACUGCGUACUGAUUUCUUGAGCUUGCGAUUGCAAGCUGUGGAGUGCUCCCUGGCUAACAUUAAACCACGAGGUGGAGAAUGGACGUUGGAUGCAUGCAAUAAAUUCUAUGACCUUACUUGGGCAGCUCAAUGGAAAGUCUUAAUUGCCAAAGUUAGAGGAUAUAAAGAGCGACUUCUUGGCCAAGGCAGAUCACGUCGUGAAGGCUCUCCCAUACCUUGUAUUGAACUUUACGACAAGAUCGACGACAAGGAAAUUAAUAUAGGCAAGGAGUUAAUACACGAAGGCUUCGCCGAUCCGGACGAGGGUUCUCGGUCAGCCGCCAGUUCGACAAUGUCUAUAUCAAAGAAAAACCACGAUGUCACUGGACCAUCCACGCCAUCUUCCACCCCUCCCUUAUCAGUACGAGCCGUCAGCCCUGAAGUGUCUGCAACUUCAACCCCCAACUCUUCUAAUUUGUCGGCAAAUGCCUCAUUAACAUCCAAGCCAGUUCCGGUAAUCGACAUAACGACCCCGAAGAAACCAACCAGUGAUCACGUCGAAGAAAUUGAUCUGGUGACACCGGUACGAGAGCAGACGAACCGCUUCAUUGAAUCCGAAAAGAGAUCAGUAAAUGAAAACGGAAGUGAGGGUUAUAUGUACGACGGAAAUUCAGCGAAACAGAAAAGGGACCUUCGACUGAGUAAAGGCGUAACAAUGGCACCGGCAGGAUACGAAAGCGAUCUUUCUGGGGAUUCGGAUGAAUUAGAGAUGUUCUAAAUUCAAGGAAAAAGGAUGCGUUACGAGCACAAUGAAAAAGAAAAAGAAAAAGAUACAGAAUCAAACGGUUGGUUAAAGCUGGGCUAUGAUGCGAGUUGUCACAGAUGGAUAUAUUUUUGUAGUAGAAUGUAGGAUUAUUCGGUAACUAUUGAUGUUGAGCCAUGAAGGGGUUUUUGUUUUCUACCUUCAUUUCCUGCUUUCCUCGAAGGAAACUGAAGGAAAUGAAAGCUGUUAUUUUAUUGCUGCUACUGUGGUUGUAUUUCCCGGCGGAUCGAUUUUUCCCGGGAAGCUUUUUACCCGCCAAUAUGUUAUUAAUUCGUCUGGAAGAUAUCAGCCGUACUCUAACAAUUAGUUAUCUGAUAUUUUGUCUACUUCUUAAGCAUUUAUUAGACUACUGUUCUAAGGCACGAUCGCCGGAUUGGUGUGAGAAAUUCAAACGAAAUCGGUCCCUGACUUUGAAAGUAUUUUCAUUUUCAUUUUCUUCCAUUAAAUGGAUUCUCAGUCCCUGAGAUUAAAGUCUAACGUUAAUUGCCGGAGUGCGCAAUGCCGAGUUUGUUCCCCGUUAUGCCAAUCUCUUCCAGUACGAUGAUUUUGAAAGGGAACAGGGAGCGUUGCUUCGCGUCGUGCUCGUGGGUAAUUUGUCCUAACUUCUUAUUUUUCUUCGUUUUAUGGAUAUGUACUUUAACAACGGCGACCAACCAUUAUAUCGACUGUUAAAAUUAUCAUCCGCGAGAUCAUUCAGGAUUAAACGUACUUGUGCCUUGAAAGUGAAACUUUGCUUCCUGUUUAAUAGCGUAUCCGAAGCUGCUGAACUGAAACCUAAGUGGCCUAAGUGCAGCUCGUCACGCCAUAACGCGGCAAGUCACAGUGCCAAUACAAAAGCUAUAUCGUCGGUGUAUAUUUUUUCAACAAAAAAAAACAGAAAAAAAAAUCGCAUGGAAUUGCACGAAGGUUCCACGCUAAUACUGUAGACUAGAUUAAGUCCAAAGGUGUGCACAGUAGGAAUGAUCUAUUUUGUUCGUUUAUCCGAUGCUAGUUAACUGCAACUAUCAGUAAUAGUCGUGGUGAGUUUCCAAACAAUAUUGCAGUUCAUUUCGAAUACAUUACGUACUGUUCUAAUCAUAUGAAAUGGACGACUGUUGAAAAAUUGCAUGAUCAUAUGUAUAAAUAUUAUUCUAUUUUUGUAUAAUUCUCAGAUACUUUUCAAUGUAAAUUUCAAAACUAGAAAAAAAUAAGCGAUAGCACUGAUAUAAAUUAUUCUUACUUGUUUAUCAUUAAACCAUGGAAAUCACAAACAAAAUCUGUAUUCAUUCAAAACUCUGUUGCACGCGAAAAGUAUAUAUAUAUAGAAUUCAACCUGUAACAUAUAAAUCAGUCAUUGAUGAGAUAAACAGUGAGUAGCAUCGAUUUAAAAGUCACACAAACGUACAGAAAUAACGUGGGAUGUAUUUCAGACGCGACACCUUGUUAUGGUUGUAUGUAAAUGUAAAAAGUGUAUAAAAUAUUGUGAAAUUAGUUACAUUAUUCCGGGUUCUCUGGCAAUCUCAAGAGGCACUCUAAACCGCUGUAUCAUCGAUCGCAAUCGAUCGUUACGUUCGGCACAAUUACGUGAUACUAAUAUAGGUACACGUACCGACAAACCUUUAUCAUAACGCUGAUCAAUUCAUUCCCAGUAUUUUAUACCCCGAGACCUAACUUCCGUCAUCGUUCCGUAACGCUAAGGUAUUCAUUAACAACAAUGUACGUCAUACUCCAUAAACGAAUUAGCCAUAAGUCAGCGCAUAAAUCCUAAAUGUGUAUUUUUCGUUGGAAAAGUAAAAAGUGUAAUGUUAUAAUA